AUGGUUGUAGUGACUGAGGACAUGCCAAGGAUACCGGCUGGUGACAGACCGCCGGACACAGGCGGCGUGUCCUCUCCUCCCAUCACGACGGCGACCGAACCAAGGACACCGGCUGGUAACAGACCGCCGGACACAGGCGGUUCGGUCCCGCAUACGAGAGAUGAGCCAAGGAUACCGGUAGGUAACAGACCACCGGACACAGGCGGCUCAGCCUCGACCACAACAGGAGGUGCGCCAAGGAUACCGGUUGGUAACAGACCGCCGGACACAGGCGGCGCACCCCUGACAACGAGACCCAGCAUGAUGCCCACCUCAACCAGGCGGGCCACGCCGGUGAGGCCGCGCGGGUCCGGAGACAGACUCUCCUUCCCGUUGCUGCCUCUAUCCGUGCCCCGCCGCGAAUCGCCACGAAACGAGGGGUACAACAUCGUUGUAGCGUCCCCGGAGCUAUGGCGGCCGCGAGAUACAUCUCCGGCCCCAAGCAGUAGUUCUGCUUCUAGUGGUGUAGCGGCGGAAAACGACGACAUGCUGGGUGUCGACCUGCUGGGCCUUGACGCCGGAAGUGCCGACGUCAACGGUGAGGAGCAGAUCCUCUCGCCCGACGACACGACUCCUCUGCACGCGUUCAGACAACGCUUCAUCGACCUGAGCAGGGAGUCGUGUUCCGACGAGGUGUGGACAAGGUUUGUCGUCCUCGUCGAUGAGAUGACCGCCGAGGCCGCCGUCAUUGUGAAACUACCCGCCAGGCCUGGGGGUCAAUCCUCAGGCAACAACAGGACUGCAAUCGACCCGACCGAUGCUAAGGGGAUUCAGUCCUUAUACAGGCGGAAUAGACGGCGUGCUGUUCGGCUCAUCUUGUCGGGUGAGGGUAAAACAUGCGAAGUUGCGGUACCAGAGGUCGAGGAGCACUUCAGGAGAGUGUGGGCACCGUCGACAUGUGAUGUUGACAUCUUUCAGCAGGUGGACGGCCGUGACCCAGUGCCGAUGGGCCCGUUCCAGUGCGCCGACGUUUCCAAACGGCUUGGGAAAUUCGAGAAUACGGCGCCUGGGGACGACGGGCUCACAUACCGGCACUGGAAGAAACUCGACCCGGAGUGCACGGUCCUAACGGAGGUGAUCAACAUGUGCCUCCGUUACAGAAGAGUUCCACCUGCAUGGAAGAAGGCGGUGACGGUCCUCAUUUUCAAAAAGGGGGCCAAGGAGGACCUCGGCAACUGGCGGCCCAUCUCACUCAGCCGUACCUUGUACAAAUUGUAUGUGGGAUGUGUCGCCAACCGCCUGACUGUGUGGCUCACGACAAAUAAGGUCCUCAGUCAGUGCCAGAAGGGGUUCCUCCCGGCGGAUGGUGCGUUCGAGCACGUCCACACCCUUAACCGGGUGCUCGAAAAGGCCAGGACGCACGCUGCAGACAAAUGCGUGGCCUGGCUGGACGUGUCGAACGCUUUCGGGGCAAUCCCACAUCCGGCCCUCGAAGCGGCGAUCCGGAGUAGCGGUGCCGGCGCCGACUUCCUCGAGGCCGUCCGCGAYAUWUACGACGGUGCCUCCUCGUCGGUGAGUGUGGCCGGAGGGAUGACGGCUGACAUCCCAGUCCAGUCCGGCAUCAAGCAGGGGUGUCCACUGAGCGGUCUUCUUUUCAUCAUGGCCAUAGACCCAGUAGUGACACUCCUGCAGGGUGAGUCCGCCGACCACAGGGUGCUCGCCUUCGCGGACGACUUAUGCCUAAUAGCCAGCAGCGCUACGGAGCUCCAAGCGUCCAUCGACGCGGCCCACCAGGGCCUGGGCAGGCUUGGGCUCCAGCUGAACGCCGCGAAGUGCGCGUCCCUCCACCUGUCCGGUCGGCGGCCGGUUGGCGUCCGGGACACUCGGUUCAUGCUGCAGGGAGCUCCACUUCGCCCGCUUGCCGAGGGCGAAGCUGCCACCUUUCUCGGGGCCCAGGUAGGUUUCAACAUCGUGCCGCCUCUGUCCACCCUCGCCGAAAUAAUUGAUAUAGGUCUGCGCAUCGCCAGGAGCAUGUUGGCUCCUUGGCAGAGGAUCGAUGCGCUGAAAACAUUCUUCUACCCCUCGACCGUCCAUUUACAACGGUUGGGGGUAUUCCCCAAGACUGACUGGGCGAGGGUCGACAAAAUCAUGCGGCCCGAAAUCAAAAAGACGUURUACCUACCGCAAGAGGCCUCGGGAGAGUUUAUAUACGGCUCCACAAGAAGAGGUUGCUGUGGCAUACGGGUCCUGGCCGAGGACGCAGAUAUUGCCGCCGUGGACAGCGCCUUCAAGCUGAUUACUUCGCCGGACCAGAGGGUUGCAGAGGACGCGGCCGAGCAUGUGGAGGAGGUCACCAAGCGGCGAAUUUCAAAGGACCCCUCCAUCCAUGAGGUCGGCUCCUACUUGUCMGGCGAAGACGAGGGCGUGUUCCGGGAGGCCCGGGGCACAGGAGUGUCGAGUGUGUGGUCGAGAGCGCGGAACGCCUCCAAACGACUGGGCGUCAAAUGGUCGUUGGAUGGUGCCCCCUCGGUCGCACACGCAGGUACGGUGAUGGGAAGGAAGCAGAGGAGGGCGGUCAUGAGGACAAUUCGCGACACUCUUCGGCUCAAACGAAGCGAURCCUUGAUCGCCAAGCCCGAUCAAGGCAGAGCCGUCGAGUGCGUGGCCGCUCACCCUGCCUCUUCCCACUUCCUCAAGGAAGGCGACUUCACGAGGUUCGCCGAUUGGCGAUUUGUCCAUCGAGCCAGGCUGAACCUCGUGGCGUUGAACGGCUCCUCAUCGUGGAGAUCCGGUGACCGCAGGUGUCGGCGGUGUGGGUACAUUAAUGAAAGCUUAGCCCACGUCGUCGAUCACUGCAUGCGGUACACCGCUCUCUACAUGGGGAGACACAACGCCAUUGUCGCCAGAAUUAGGAAGGCUGCGUCUACGAAGUUUGAGGUCCUCUCCGAGAAUCAAGUCCUGGGCGACCAGGGCUUGAGACCGGAUUUAGUUCUGAAGAAGGGCCCAAACAUUUUUAUCGUAGACGUCACCGUGCCAUUUGACAAUCGCCUCGCGGCCUUCGAAGCUGCGGCGGCGGAUAAGAAGGCCAAGUACGAGCGGCUGCGAGAUGACUUGGCGGCUCAGCACAGGUGUGAGGCUGUGGUGGUGCCUUUCAUUGUGGGUGCCCUUGGUGCUUGGGACCCUGCCAAUGAAGAUUUCAUGAGGGUGCUGUGCAGCCGUUCGUAUGCCACCCUCAUGCGUAAGCUCUGCGUCAGCGACACUAUAGCUGCCUCCCGAGACAUAUAUAUUGAGCACCUCUCGGGAGUGCGUCAGGUCAGGCCUUAA
Molecule: messenger RNA, 3303 nt
Organism: Diuraphis noxia (Russian wheat aphid)
Lineage: Eukaryota; Metazoa; Arthropoda; Insecta; Hemiptera; Aphididae
Source: RefSeq, a predicted model, not a curated record